AUGGACGAGGCGAGCAAUAAGGAGGGUGGAAAAGCAGUGUCGGGGCUGGGCACGAGCGAAUCGUCGAUUCACCCGAGUUACACCAAACUACUCUCGUUUCCCUACGACGUGAUCUGCCGCCAGCGCCUUGCACGAAAGAAGCGAGCAUACGCAAGACAAUUCAACCGGGAGUUAAAUCACAUGAUUGCACUCAAAGUACGUGCAAUUGAUGGCAUAAGGUUGGAUCUUCUCUUUACCAUGGACUAA
This is a messenger RNA of Copidosoma floridanum, 246 nucleotides long. RefSeq lists its product as uncharacterized. NCBI's taxonomy places the organism in Eukaryota, Metazoa, Arthropoda, Insecta, Hymenoptera, Encyrtidae. The record is from RefSeq and is a predicted model, not a curated record.